Messenger RNA from Caenorhabditis bovis, 1650 nucleotides. The record is from the annotation of a GenBank genome assembly. NCBI's taxonomy places the organism in Eukaryota, Metazoa, Nematoda, Chromadorea, Rhabditida, Rhabditidae.
AUGAUGACCGAACGAGAAGAAGCUGCAAAAACACGAGGAACAUCGAUGGGCAAUUUUAAUUAUCUGCUUCUCGAUGCUGACAAAGUGUUAACUGCAUUUGGAAAAUAUGGGCGAUACCAGAUGCUUACUUAUUUUAUUACCAACUCAGUCCAAUUGCUCUUCUCAGCCAACAUGAUGGUUAUGCCAUUUAUCACAAAAAGAGCCACAUUUGAUUGCCAUUUUGCACCGAAGGACGAAUGGACCUAUACAAUACUGAGCAACGAUUCAUGCCAUGUUCUAGACGGAAACAAUUGGCAAGUGCCUUGUUCUUCAAUUCCUGGGUAUAGCUACGCGUAUAAUCAAAAUGUAUCGACAAUGGCAUCUGAAUUCGGAUUAGUUUGCGAUGACUACAACAGCAUUGAGCAUUCAACGUCUAUUUUCUUAUUAGGAGGGAUGUUGGUAACUCCUUUGAUUACUCAAUUAUCGGACAUAUUUGGAAGAAGAAUUGCGUUUCUCGUGCCACUUUACACUUCUGUUAUUGCUAACAUUAUCUGCGCAAUUGCUCCAAAUUACACAAUUUUUCUCAUUUUUCGAUUUUUCUCUGGAGUUGCAACAACGAGUUUUGCCAUGACUGGUUACGUUCUUUGCAUGGAAUCUGUCGCCUUGGAUUUCCACUCAUUUAUUCCAUUGCUUAGCAGUCUUACAUGGGUACUGGGGUAUAUAUUAGCCGGAGUUUUCGACAUGUUCAUUUCUAACUGGAGAUGGCUCUAUUUCGCAGUUUCACUACCCGGGAUUCUCACCAUUCCUUUUUAUUGGUUUACUCCAGAAUCGUUACAUUGGCUUGUGAACAACAAAAAAGAGCGCAAAAUUGAGAGAUACAUUGCCGUUUGUUCACACUACAAUAAAAUGGAAAUUCCACUUCAUAAUUGCCGAAACGAUUCUCAAGAAGAGCAAGUUGGAAUCAAAAGAACAGUUUUUGACGUUUUUAGUCAUCCAACCCUUCUUGUUAAUAUAUUACUCAAUUCUUUUAUUCUCGUUAUCAUGAAUGGUACUUAUUGGGCAUUAUCUCUCUUUUCGGUCGAUUUAUCUGAAGACGAGCACUUGGGAUAUUUCCUUUCCGGUUUAAUCGAACUCCCUGCUGGUGGGUUGUCAGUUAUCCUGUUGAUUUGCUGCGACAGAAAAUUGGUCUCAUUUUUCUCUCUGCUAUCGACAGCUGUUUUUAUGUUGUGCACAAUUUAUGUACCAAUUGAAAAAAAUAUAAGAAUGAUAUUUCCACUACUGGCGAAGAGCGCAAAUUCUAUUGCUUGGUCAUCGCAACCACUUCUUUAUACAGAAGCAACUCCAACCACUGUAAGAAACGUAGUAUGUGGAAUUAUUGCUUUCAUAGGAGAUAUUGGCUCAGUAGCUGCGCCAUACUUAAAAAGAAUGGAGGCUGUUAGCGUGAAUGCUCCAACAAUUUUAAUUUCGGCAUUGUCAGUUAUUGCAGCGUUUUGUGUUGUUCUUUUGCCAGAAACAAAGGGAAGGAAACUACCUGAAGAUCUUAACGACUUCGACCUGGGACCACUUCUUCGGUGUUUCGCACCAAAAAAUGAAGCUGCAUCAGAAGAGGAAGUUGUUGAACAUCAAGAAGAACAAAAUACACAACCAGAAGGUGAUCAUAAUAUUGUAUAA